AGCCUCACCCAGCCUCCAGUAUCUGGUUGCAGUCUGUAGAGAAACCGAGCAGCCAGAAGCCACAAUGGCCCAGCUCGGGUCCUCACUGGGACUGCUGAUUCAGGCCAAUGUCUUCUCCUGCCUGGCUUUCUGCUACCUGCUCUUCACCCUGCUGGGAGGCGUGGUGUUCACCGUGGUGGAGGCUCCGCUGGAGAAGGAGCUGAGGGCCGAGGUGGAGCAGCUGCGGCGCUCCUUCCUGCAGGAGAACCCCUGUGUGGAGGAGCGCGAGCUGAGCGAGCUGCUGGGGAGAGCUCUCUCUGCUCGCCACAGCCGUGAAGCUGUUUUAACGGCUGACGCUGGUGAGAAGCACGACGACUUCAUCUCAUCGCUCUACUUUGUCAUCCUCACUCUGACCACCAUGGGUUCUGACUCUGACAGCCCUAAAUCCGAUGAGGCCAAGCUUUUCUUUAUCUUCUAUUGCUCCCUGGGGAUCCCCUCCACCCUGUUCCUCCUCUCAGUCCUCUCCAACCUCCUCCUCCCUGUUGUCACCCACUCCCCUGUCCACCACCUGCAGACUUACUGGGGCUUACCCUACAGCCGUGCUGCCCUCGUCCACGCCAGUGUCCUCUCUGUGCUCGUCCUCCUCCUCCUCUUCUUCCUCCCUGCCCUCGUGGUCUGUACGGUGGAGCCAGACUGGAGUUUCCUGGAUGCUUUUUUUUCCUGCUUUGUCAUCCUGAGCACCAUUGGUGAGGGAGGAAAGUCUCUGGGGGAGAGCUGGGGGCCGCUGGCCAAGGACACACUCAAACUCCUCACCACAUGGUAUCUGCUGGUGGGCCUGGUGGUGAUCAUUACCCUCAAGGACACUGUCCUGCAGGUUCCCCGGGUCCGCGCGGUGAUGAGGCUCUUCUCUGGUUUGCAGCAUACAGAGCUGGAAGGUGUCCAUCUCGGUGAAUUGACAUUAAGUGAAGACAACUGUGAGGAGGAGCCCCAGUACUCCCAGUCCAUCUGUACUAUCUCCUCCACUCCGUUACAGCUGAUGAGCCCGUGUCCAGACUUUCAGGGACCCAGAACCUCAACUCUCAAAAGCACCUGACUUUCACACAUAAUAAUGUCUACAUGAUAUCAGCGCCUGACUCUAACAACUCCAAUGUUACAAUAUUUAAAGACUUGAUGCUCUCCUCUUAUAUCAUUAUUUAAUAUUUAUUAAAGUCUGUGCGGUCAAAUGUUUUCCACCAUACAAGUGGAAGAUGACUUCUGAAUUUCAGUUUUACCUUCAUCAGUCUUCCACUAACAAACUGUAGCUCAUGUUGGUAAAUUGGCACCAUUAAAAUGAGCUGAAUUAACAACAAGGAGUUCCUCAUACAUUCAUGGAUGUUGAAGUAUCACUGGAUUACUGUGAUACUGAAGAAAACUUAAAAUCAGGAUAAUUGUUUGUCAAGUUCUGCAGGAGCUUUUUAAAAUGGUAAAGGUUUUGUAUCUUUACAGUACAGCUUUGCCAGUCACCCAUUCACACACACAUUACAGUGCAUCUAUGUGCAGCCCUUUCUCUCUCACACAUCGCUCACACACUGCUAACAGCCGUCAGGGGCAACUUGGAGCUCCGUAUAUUACCUAAGGACAAUUAAACAUGCAGACUGGGACAGACUGGGACAAAACCACUGUCUUGUUAGUGGACGACCCGCUGUGCCUCCUGAGUCAAGUAUCUGUUUUUUUCUCGGAUUCUGUUGCUGAUUUAUGAAUUUGUAUUCAUGAUCAAAAUAGAUGAGGAUGAUCCUUGAAAACUGUAAGUCAUACUAAA
This is a messenger RNA of Hippoglossus stenolepis (Pacific halibut), 1777 nucleotides long. It is a transcript of the gene kcnk7, whose product is annotated as potassium channel, subfamily K, member 7. NCBI's taxonomy places the organism in Eukaryota, Metazoa, Chordata, Actinopteri, Pleuronectiformes, Pleuronectidae. The transcript has 3 exons. Gene Ontology annotation, molecular function: potassium ion leak channel activity. The record is from RefSeq and is a predicted model, not a curated record. Bases 65 to 1072 code for a protein of 335 amino acids. Gene Ontology annotation, cellular component: membrane. Gene Ontology annotation, biological process: potassium ion transmembrane transport; stabilization of membrane potential.